Messenger RNA from Ictalurus punctatus (channel catfish), 714 nucleotides. RefSeq names its product peptide YYb (gene pyyb). The record is from RefSeq and is a predicted model, not a curated record. Gene Ontology annotation, biological process: feeding behavior; neuropeptide signaling pathway. Lineage: Eukaryota; Metazoa; Chordata; Actinopteri; Siluriformes; Ictaluridae. The transcript is spliced from 5 exons. The coding region runs from base 172 to 441 and encodes 89 amino acids. Gene Ontology annotation, cellular component: extracellular region. Gene Ontology annotation, molecular function: neuropeptide hormone activity; neuropeptide Y receptor binding.
CGAGACACGAGAGCUACGUUUGAGCUGCACCUCUGUUCUGACCCUCCACGUCCACUACACAGACUCGACAAGGUUACGGCUUUCGGCGCUUCGUUUUCUCUAACAGCAGCUCUACGUUAUCGUUUCUACGGUACUAAUUUCCACGGCGACGUUUUCUACUCAGCUGACACGAUGAAGUCUUGGUUGGCGCCCGUAGCCGUGGUGCUGUGUGUCCUGGUGUGUGUGGCGGAGGCAUACCCGCCCAAACCCGAACCUCCGGCGGGAGACGCGGGACCCGAGGAGCUGGCCAAGUAUCACACGGCGCUGCGCCACUACAUCAACCUGAUCACCAGGCAGAGAUAUGGGAAGAGAUCCUCUCCUCAGGUAGAGAUGGCCGAGCUGCUCUUCGGUGAUGAGGAACAGGACGUGAGGCCGCGAAUGGAUGACGGUUUGACCUGGUAGUCGUCUCUCACUGCAUUCCUCGUUUGUCAUCCUUCUUCAUUCCGUUUCUCUCUCCGCCGUCUCUCCGGGGGUUAUACCAAACAGCCAAAGUAGCAUCAAAAUAUUGGCACAUCUCUCUCUGUCUCUCCCUCUCUCUCUCCCUCUCUGUCUCUCUCUCUCUCUGUGUAUCUGUAUCUGCCUGUUUUAAAAAGUUUUCUGUGGAGCGACAAUUGUAAAUAAUUUGUUACUCACCCAAUUGCGAAUAAUAAAGAAUGACUAAAUGUUUAAAAUGGA